Molecule: messenger RNA, 3795 nt
Organism: Puntigrus tetrazona (Sumatra barb)
Lineage: Eukaryota; Metazoa; Chordata; Actinopteri; Cypriniformes; Cyprinidae
Gene: slc16a8
Product: solute carrier family 16 member 8
Exons: 4
Coding region: 2252-3637 (461 amino acids)
Biological process (GO): transmembrane transport; monocarboxylic acid transport
Cellular component (GO): membrane
Molecular function (GO): monocarboxylic acid transmembrane transporter activity
Source: RefSeq, a predicted model, not a curated record
AAUAGGUAGAUUUUUUCCCCCCCAGUUUCAAUUAAUAAUUUAAGUUAAUAUCAUUUUUGCAUUUUCUGUUCGUUUUGCAUUUGAAAUACGUUCACCACCUAUAAAAAAAAUUGCUGAAUUCAACAAAAUUUUCCGAUUACGUAAAAUCAGCUGUGUUUACAAUACAAUAACUUGUCUUAUGGCCAGUUAUACCAAAUCCACAUUCCUUUGGCCUCAGUAAGUGCUCUUACAUGACAGCCCCAAAAUCUUUUUGCAUGUGUGUGAUCUGAAUGUGCAUUCAAAUAACAGAAAACAAUUACCCUCUUUCUUUGGUUCAACAGUAAGAUUAGCCAAGAGCUGUAAAACAUGUACAUGCUGAUUUAAGAGGAUUUUCAUAUGGAGUGUGAGUCACGUAUUACACGCCUAAGGUAGAAAACUCUGAUCUGGCAUUUUUCUUGUUCUUGUUCUUAUUAUUAUUAUUAUUAUUGUUACUCUUUUUUUGUUUUUAUAAUAAUAAUAAUAAUAAUAAUAAAAUAAACCAAAUAAAUUUUUAAUUAUAAUAAUUGUACCAGUUUUAUGGCAAAGUGUUUCUACUAUGUAAUUUGACUUUUCACAAGUGGACCUGUCAAACCAUUUCAUUUAAUCUCCAAAACAAUAAAAGAACAAAUAAUGGUUUUCAAUACAGAACCAAACUAAUUACAUCAGUGUGAUGGCUCUGUGUUGUUUUUAGAAUGAAAGUGCAUUGUGCAAGUUGUCAUACUGACAAAACAAGUAAACAACCAAACAAUAAUUUCGUAAUACACUUGUACUGUCCGGGAAUUUCACCUCAUUACCUAUAAAUAAGAGACUUUGUGAGCAGAUUAAUUACAGAUUAUUAGCAGGGAGUACAAGGCAAGGAAGGAGGUGCACCAGGAGGUUUAUUUAGCAGAUUAUGCUUUAAAAUAAUUUGUGUGUACAGUGCAAUGGGGCUUGGCUGAUGACAAGACUUAGUGCCUUAUGUGUCUAGAUAAUAUACAUUAUGUCUAUUAAGAAGGCCAGGUAGAUCAUACAGCUACUUGAAGACAUUUUCUGCUGUUUCAAAAGCCAGGUAAGACAAUUACUUGUGUUUCAAGUAUCUUAAAAACAAUCAAAUAAUCGUUCUCAAGAUAAUAUUUAUGUUUAUCUGUGACGAUUUUAAAUCUUCCAGGUAAAAAAGCAUCUGGAUUUCAUUGUUCGUAUCCAGUCGGCUUUGUUAAUUGUGAUAUACAUAUGGCAUAUUUAGAGUCUAUAUGGUUAUGCAAAACUAAAAAUUUCCAAACUAAUUCUAUAGCCUCUGUAAAACAAUGUAGUGUUAUGGACACUAAUAGAAAAUGAAUAGAAAGGAUUUUAAAUGUGAUAUUAUUUGCUCGAUACAAAGAAGUGGAGUGAAACUAUUAUAUUAGGUUUAUGUCUAGAUACUAAUCGAAACAGGAUAUUGAUGAAUUGCAGUAUUGUAAAAUUUUAAGGUUAUUUAAAACUAAAAAGGUCCCGGUUAUAAUCUGUCAGAUGUCUGGUUACUUCAAAAGCCAGACAUUUUAAAUCAGAUUAUAUUACAGUAAUGCACAAAAGUAGAGUAAAAGUAUCCAACCUUGAAUGCAUUCCAUAAUCUUAGUACAAAUUAUGCAUGCUGUGAAAUUAAUACCAUUUGCAUGCAAUUUAUGAUGCAACAUCCAUGCAAGGAAAGUCCACUUUAGACAUUCUAUUAACAGUAAGUAACUUUCCAACUACAUGUCAAAUAGCAGACAGUAUUCUGCUAAAUAUUUAUUUUAUUUUGAAGUGUACACAACAUACAAUAUACUGACUGUGAGAAACUUUCUUCUAUUACUAGUUUCUAUUACUUUUACUCUAUUAUAUUUAUUGUAUAUAUCUUAUUGUACCAAUCCUAAACCCUAAAACAGUUCUGAAAAUUAGUCGACGUGUAGUUGACGUUAUGAGAAUAGUUAUGAGAAUAUCUGAAGUUUACUGUCAAACGUGUGGUUUUUACCCAGGGACUUCACUAGAUAAAAAAAAAAAGUAUCACUUAAGUAUUGAGUAGGUUGGCCUAUACUUCCUGAAACUGAAUAAAAAAACAUGUGCCUUGUGCUCAACUCAACUUCCUUUACGAAUGUGAUGCAGGUUCUUGAGCAGCAGCACAUGUUCAGUACAGCGUCAACGGAACAGAAAUUGUUAUAUCUGAACAGAUUUUUUUGAUUCUGCAUAUAAGUAUAUCACAUAAAAGCCUUUUAUGUCUUCUUUUUUGGAGGCCUGAUCAGCUAUGGGAAUUAUUGUCGAGGAUCGAGAGAUGGUAGGUGCUCCAGAUGGUGGCUGGGGCUGGAUCGUUCUGCUUGGAUGUUUUGUCAUCACCGGCUUCUCAUAUGCCUUCCCGAAAGCUAUAAGCGUGUAUUUCAAAGAACUGAUGAAGGAAUUUAACUGUGGAUACAGUGAAACCGCCUGGAUUUCAUCUAUAAUACUAGCAAUGCUAUAUGGUUCAGGUCCGAUCUCCAGCAUCAUGGUCAAUAGAUUUGGAUGCCGGCCAGUGAUGCUGGUUGGAGGAUUACUGGCCUCAGGAGGGAUGAUAAUUGCAUCUUUCGCUACUAACAUAAUCCACCUUUAUCUCACUGCAGGUGUAAUUACAGGUCUUGGACUGGCUUUGAACUUCCAACCAUCACUGAUUAUGCUGGGGUCUUAUUUUGACAAACGCAGACCACUUGCCAAUGGAUUGGCAGCAGCUGGAAGCCCUGUAUUUCUGUCAGCUCUUUCUCCAUUAGGACAACUGCUGCUCGACCACUAUGGAUGGAGAGGAGGCUUUCUCAUAACUGCUGGUCUUCUGCUCAACUGUUGCACCUGUGGAGCAAUCAUGAGACCCUUGAAAUGCAAAGAAAGAAAAGCGACAGCCUAUUCCCAAGAGCUCAAGGAAAUGCUGCCUCCUGAGGCUGGACAAGAGAAUAUCGUUUACGAAAACAAUAAUGAUAAAAAGCCCAGUAAAAAGAAACUUUUGGACUUCAGUGUACUUGCUGACAAAGGGCUUAUUAUCUAUAUUAUUGCAAAAUUUAUAGUUGUCCUUGGCCUAUUUGUUCCAACUAUUCUACUAGUCAACUACGCUAAGGACCAGGGAGUGCUUGACCAGGAUGCUGCUUUUUUGUUGUCUAUUAUAGGAUUUAUUGACAUCUUCGCACGUCCCACUUGUGGCAUAGUGGCCGGUUUAAAAUGGAUCCGACCCAAAAUGUCUUAUUUCUUUAGCUUGGCUUUGCUCUUCAAUGGCCUAACAGAUGUAUGUUCAGCUACAAACACAGACUACAAAGGGCUAGUUAUCUUCUGUGUGUUCUUCGGUCUCUCUUAUGGCAUGGUGGGUGCUCUGCAGUUUGAAGUGCUGAUGGGUAUUGUGGGAAAAAGCGGUUUUUCCAGUGCACUUGGCCUAGUGCUCCUUAUCGAGGCAGUGGCUGUGCUGAUCGGACCUCCCUCUGCUGGUUAUUUGGUGGAUAAGUACAAAAACUAUGAACUGAUUUUUUACAUGGCUGGAGGAGAGUUAAUCGCUGCAGGAAUAUUUCUUGCCCUUGCAUCAUUCUUCAUUAUUGGCCGAAAGAAACACAAAGACACACAGCAGAAACAUCAUGGUGAUGUGGCAAUCAAUCCUAAAAAAAUAAACAGUGGAGAAAGUUGAAAUGUGGGACAUUUAAGUUCAAUUAAUUUUGUAUACAUGUACAUUAUUGAUAUUAGUGUCUUAUAUUGUGUAUAUGGUGUGUCUGUUUAAAUGUUUCUAAUUUCAUAUAAAUAACAUAAAGAAUUCCACAAUCAUAAUGUGGGUGAAUAAGGACUAAA